Dinoponera quadriceps is the source of this 5403-nucleotide messenger RNA. Its product is annotated as ATP-binding cassette sub-family A member 5-like. The transcript is spliced from 24 exons. The record is from RefSeq and is a predicted model, not a curated record. Lineage: Eukaryota; Metazoa; Arthropoda; Insecta; Hymenoptera; Formicidae. Gene Ontology annotation, biological process: transmembrane transport; lipid transport. Gene Ontology annotation, molecular function: lipid carrier activity; ABC-type transporter activity; ATP hydrolysis activity. Gene Ontology annotation, cellular component: membrane; intracellular membrane-bounded organelle. The coding region runs from base 119 to 5263 and encodes 1714 amino acids.
CAGCAGCGCGAUCGCUCACGAUCAAGGGGAGGGUACGGCCGAUUAGAGUUACCCCCUUGAAUGCAGCUGCGGCACACUCUAAUAUUAACAGGACGAGUGGGCGAAUGCAUCUCGCAGGAUGAAUUCGUGCGCGGUCUACUUGUCCCAGCUGCGGGCGAUGCUCGUGAGAAAUCUCCUGCUGAAGAAACGCGAGAAGCGGAAGACGAUGGCGGAGAUCUUUCUGCCCCUCUACACUCUCGGGGUCUUGAUCGUGGUGAAGGUCCUGAUUCCGAACCCGAACUAUCCCGCGAUGACGACGCAGCAGCGCGAGACGGAAAUAUUCGAGAUAUACAACGGCUACGCAAACAUCACAAUUGCCGUGGUGCCCAAUUCUACGGAGACUCUCAGCUUCCUAGGCUCCAUGAACACCCUCUGGCUCUCAAUGUGGGAUUAUCCCGGUAAGUUUCCCUUAAACUUCAUCGUGUUCGACACGAAGGACGAUCUGCAAGCGGCGUAUUGGAGAGAUCCCUACAGCGUGCCCAUAGCAGUUAUCUUCGAAGAUUCCCAGCCGAUAACACAGCGUCUCACGUAUGAAAUUAGGACGAAUCCUUCGUACCUCUCGCCGCCUUCGCCAACCGAACUGUAUUCCGCUCCGGUCACCUGUCGAAAGGACACCAGCCAUUGGAUGGGCGGCAUUUUAUCGAUAGAAACCGGCGGCUCCUGUCCCGUCAACGAUUACUUGUAUUCCGGCUUCUUGUUCCUGCAGAUGUUAAUGGACGUCACGAAGAUAAGAUUGGACACGGGAAACCCCAACCUGACCGUACCGGACGUCAAGCUCCAGAUGUUUCCGAAGGAGGCAUUUACCGCGGAUUGGAUGGUGGCCUUCAGGGUGGUCAUCCCGCUUUACAUGGUCUUGGCGCUCUCGCAAUUCAUCACGUAUCUCCUGAUCCUGAUAGUCGGCGAGAAGGAGAACAAGAUUAAAGAAGGGAUGAAGAUCAUGGGCCUACACGAUUCUGUGUUUUGGUUGUCGUGGUUCAUCAUCUACAGUAUCUUCGUCCUACUACUCUCCGCCGUCGGGGUGAUACUGCUGUUCACUCUGCAAAUGUUCCAACACACGCAUUUCCUGCCGAUAUUUCUUUUGGUGGUGCUGUACAGCUUCUCCGUGAUCAUGUUCGCCUUCAUGAUCACGCCGUUCUUCGACAAGUCGCGCACGGCCGGCGUCUUGGGCAACUUUGCUGUCACGAUACUGAGCUUGAUGUACUUCAUCCAAGUGUUCGUGGACGACUCCAGCUCGGUCUCGUUCUGGCUGGUCUCUCUGCUCAGCCCGACCGGAGUCGCUCUGGCGAUGGACAAGGCUCUCGUUCUGGAUCUUCAGGGCGAGGGGGUGAACUUCGACAACCUAUGGUCCGGGCCUGGAAUGCCCUUCGGUGGCAGUCUCAUCAUGAUGACUCUGGAUAUAUUCCUGUACGGUUGCCUGGCCUACUACCUCGACUCCGUCAUACCCAGUGAGUACGGUACGAAGAAACCACCUUGGUUCUGCUUCGUGCCCGGAUUUUGGUGCCAGAGGAAAGUCCAAAGGGUACCGUCGUCGAACGGCGAGUCGAACUCCUUCAUCCCCGGCGAGGAGGCGAAUCGCGACGUCGAGCCGGUGGUGCGCGAGAUGAAGGGCCGGGAGGCGAUCAGGAUAGCCGACCUGUACAAGUCGUACUACAAGUGCCGGCGCUCGGAGACCAAGGCGGUGAACGGCAUUAACCUGACCAUCUACGAGGGCCAGAUCACCGCUAUACUCGGCCACAACGGCGCCGGCAAGUCCACCCUCUUCAACAUCCUCACGGGCCUCACCGCACCCACCGCCGGCACCGCCCUCAUCUUCGGCUACGACGUGCGCGACUCCAACGACAUGCGGGCGAUCCGCAGCAUGACCGGUGUCUGCCCGCAGCACGACAUCCUCUUCGACCUGCUGACGCCGCGCGAGCACCUCGAGUUCUUCGCCGCGGUGCGCGGCAUAUCGCGCUCGUUGAUACAGCACGAGGUGAAGAAAACCCUGAAGGACAUCGACCUGGUCGAGAAAGCGGAUACAUUCGCGAAAUAUCUCAGCGGCGGUCAGAAGAGGAAGCUAUCCGUGGGAAUAGCGAUCAUCGGGGAUCCCAAGAUAAUCAUACUCGACGAGCCCACCGCCGGGGUGGAUCCGUACUGCAGAAGGCAGAUGUGGUCCUUGCUGCAGUCGAGGCGGCACGGGAAGGUGAUACUGCUGACGACUCAUUUCAUGGACGAGGCGGAUAUACUCGCCGACCGGAAGGCGGUGAUCAGCAAAGGGAAGCUCCGGUGUUGCGGUAGCUCGUUGUUCCUGAAGAACAAGUUCGGCAUUGGAUACCACUUGACGCUGGUGUUGGAAGGCAACGCCAGGGAGCACGCCAUCACUCGCUUAGUGACAUCGCACGUGACGAAAGCGGAGAAGGCGCGGCGUCACGGUCGCGAAUUGAGCUUCAUCCUGCCUCACAAUUCCGUGGAGAGCUUCGCGCCCCUGUUCUCCGCCAUCGAGCACGAAAUCAAGACAAGGUCGAGCAGACUCGGCAUCAGCAGCUACGGCGUGUCGAUGACCACCUUAGAGGAGGUGUUCCUGCACCUGGAGAAGGACGAGGAGACCGAGUGCACGAUGGACAAUCUGUCGAAGAAGAUGGUGCGCAAUCGCGCGCUCAGCAGGUCGCUCUCGUUACAGUCCAAGAGCACGUCGUACCAGAGCUUGCAAAACGAGGGGGUGACCGUCCAAGGCGACAGUCAAGCGAAAGGUACGAGCGAUCUGCCGGACGGCGUUCAUAACGACAGAAAUCCGCCUGUCCUCGGCCUCGGCUUAGACCCCAUCAAGGUCCGGCCUAACUUCCUGCAGAUCCUCUACGCCAUGCUACGCUUGAGGGUGCUCAGACUCUUCAGGAAUUUACAGCUGCUCUACUUCACGCUUGUCGCGCCGCUCGCUCUGAUAGUGCUCGGCCUCUAUUUGAACAGCAUCCAGACGGUCGACAUCAAGAUGCAAUCGUUGAAACUUAAUAGCCAUACGUACGGCGAGGAGACCAAGAUCGUCUACAUGAAUAAUACCGACCGCGACAUUAGCGAGUUGAUGGACGGCAUAGCUCAAGACGCGAAGUACAUCGAGGAGUACGACGGCAAUUUCGCGAAUUUGCUGAAUAUCGCGCCGCACAUCGCCGCGUUCAACAUCAACGACUACAAUCUACCGCGAAUGAACCUGACCGUGGUCUACAAUGACACGAUGCAACAUUCCCUGCCAAUCUUGGUGAACAUUCUCUCCAACACUUACCACAGAUUGAUCUCGGGCAAGGACGAACCCACGCCGAUCGAAGUCAAGACGCAUCCCUUCCAGCAAACGUCGCAGCCGCAGGAGUUCAACAUCGGCACGGCCAGCAGCGCUCUCUUCAUCGGCAUGGACUUCGUGCUGGUGCCAAUUACUUUGGCGGUGGACAUGGUGUACGAUCGCGAGAUCAAGGCGAAGAACCAGCUCCGCGUGAACGGCCUGUCGUUUCCCAUGUACUUCCUGAGCUACUUCAUCGUCCUGGUCGGCCUGAUGACCUUCAUCUGCAUGUGCAUCCUCGGCAUCAUCUUCAUCUUCGACGUGCCUUCGCUCCAAGAGCCACCGGCGCUCAUCGCCCUCAGCACCCUCCUCAUGCUCUACUGCCCGUCGUCCAUCCUCUUCUCGACCUGCCUCAGCUACAUGUUCGACAAGAUGGACUCCGCCCAGAGCAUCUUGCCGAACAUCGCCACUUUCUUCGGGCUGGUACCCUUCGUCAUGGUCAUGAUCAUCGACAUGUUGGGACUCGGUGGGACAGCGGCGCUCACGUUGCACGUGAUCUUCUGCCUGCUGAACAGCAUGUACGUGCCGUACGCGGCGGUGUACUACGUGGACCGCGUUUACCUCAUGUGCUCGAUCAACGCCGCCUGCCAUCACCUGACCAUGUCCGAUUACCUCACCACGGAGAUCAUAGUGAUGGCCAUCGCGGUGCUGCUGCACUGCCCGAUGUGGUUCUUCGUGCUGCUGCUGUUGGAUAUCAAGAAGAGCGGCGGCAAAGUCAGCGACUUCUUCAAGUAUUACCUGAGAAAAGGCGGCUCCAUCAGCGAGGAGAUCAUGGAGAACUCGGACGUCGGCGAGCACGAGGACGCGGACGUGAAGACCGAGAGACAGAAGGUCUUCAACCUCAUCACCUCGUCGGCCGUUCAAGAACCGCCCGUAGUCUUGGUGCAGAACCUGAGGAAGGAGUAUCGGCCACAAGAGGCGGGCUCGUCCUGCGGCUGCUGCUCGAAACGCGAGGAGCAGCAGACCUCGCAGCGGAAGGUCGCCGUGCGCAAUCUCUCGCUGGCCGUGGAGCCCGGCGAGGUGCUGGGUCUUCUGGGUCACAACGGCGCCGGCAAGACCACCACCAUGAAGAUCAUCAUCGCCGAGGAGUCGGCGACGAGGGGCAGGGUGCAGAUCGGCGGUCACAACAUCAACACCCACAUGGCGGAUGCUUUCAGGCAGAUGGGCUACUGUCCUCAGCACGACGCCCAGUGGAAGAACAUCACCGUGCGGGAGCAUCUGGAGUGUUACGCCGCGAUUCGCGGCGUUCCCUGGAGCGACAUCGACAGAAUCGUGGACCUCUAUCUGUCCGGCCUGCAAAUCCACGAGCACGCCGACAAGCAGACGCAGGAGUGUUCUGGCGGGACUAGGAGGAAACUUAGCUUCGCGAUGGCGAUGGUCGGCGGGCCCAAGGUGGUCCUCAUGGACGAGCCGAGCACGGGCAUGGAUCCCAGGUCGAAGAGAUUCCUGUGGGACACGAUCCUCGCUAGUUUCCAGGGUGGCAGGGGAGCCAUAUUGACCACACACUCCAUGGAGGAGGCCGACGCCUUGUGUUCAAGGGUCGGCAUUAUGGUGAAGGGUGAGCUGAGGUGCAUCGGCUCGACCCAGCACCUGAAGAAUCUUUACGGGGCCGGCUACACUCUCGAGAUGAAGCUCAUGGGAGGCGACUGCACGCCAACGACUCCCUCCGGCGACAGGAUCGCCGUUCUCAAGGAAUUCGUCGCGGGCCUCUUCCCGGACGCUACCCUGGAGGAGAGCUUCGCCGACAGGCUCGUCUUCGCCGUGCCCCAACACGCCGUGAACUCGCUGGCCGAGUGCUUCACGCAGUUGGAGAAAGCCAAGCUCGAGCUGGACAUAGAGGAGUAUAGCUUUAGUCAAACUACCCUGGAGCAAGUAUUCCUCAAGUUCUCGCACUACGACGAGGGCAACUCUGUGGAAUGAUGAUUCGCGGUGAUAUUAGCAGUAUACCGUCGUCGCCGCACGUCGACCCCGGUGACUCCGCGCGGGUCGACCGUUCGUCGCGCGCACGAACAGGAGACAGACCAGCGAGCCUCCUCCGAGGAGAGAUGAACGGACGAUGC